AUGGCUGCCAAAGACUUAGAGGAACCAAAAAGUCUUCCUCAAUCAAGAUACAGUGACAUUGCGCCCAAUGAUCCUGGUGGCGAUCUUUACCCCGAGGGUGGCCUGACUGGUUGGCUUUGCGUCUUUGGCAGUUUCAUGGGGCUUCUCGCCAGUCUGGGCGUGGUGAACUCUUUGGGAACAUUUCAGGCUUAUCUAGAAGCACACCAACUACAAAAAUACAACUCUGGUCAGAUUGGAUGGAUAUUCAGCAUAUACACCUUUUUAACCUUCUUUUGUGGCAUCAUAGUCGGCCCCUUUUUCGACGCGCGAGGGCCACGAGUACUGGUUCUUGUCGGAUCGAUUUUAACCAUGAUAACAAUGACCACCCUCGGGUUAUGCGUCGAGUACUGGCACUUUCUGUUGUCUUUUGGCUUUUGUGGAGGCUUGGGAACAUCUCUUGUCUUCACACCUGCUAUAGCAGCUGUUAGCCAUUUCUUCCUUCAGAAGCGCGGCAUCGCAACAGGAAUUGCAGCAGGAGGUGGUGCGAUAGGAGGUGUAAUAAUACCCCUUGUGCUGGAAAGCCUCAUUGAACAGAUUGGGUUUGCUUGGGCAACCCGGGUCCUAGCUCUUAUAUGGCUCGUCUGCCUAGGAGUUGCCUGCAUCACAAUCACAUCUCGCCUACCGACGAAGCCUUUUUCUAAGGAGAACAUUCUUCCUGAUCUUCGAAUCUUUCGAAAUAUCCCAUUCCUACUGACUACCUUGGCGGUUUUCUUUGUAGAGUGGGGGCUCUUCAUCCCAAUAUCGUACAUCUCGUCGUACGCCCUAGCUCAUGGAGUCUCGCCCAAGCUAUCGUACCAUCUCCUCGCCAUUAUGAAUGCAGGGUCGUUCUUCGGUCGCGUUCUUCCCGGCUACUUCGCCGACCGGCUGGGACGCUUCAAUGUUUUGAUUAUCACUGUCGCUCUUUGUCUGCUCUCCAAUGUUUGCCUGUGGUUGCCAGCAUCAGGAAGCGUACCCAUGCUAGUCGUUUAUAGCUGCGCUUUUGGAUUCUUUAGUGGCAGUGGUAUAAGUCUCACUCCCGUUUGCAUAGGGCAGCUAUGUGAGACGGAGCACUACGGGCGCUAUUAUGCAACGGCUUACACAGUUGUCAGUUUGGGAACUCUGACAGGCAUACCCAUUGCGGGAGAGAUAUUGUCGCGCGCCAACGGAGAUUAUUGGGGUUUGAUUAUCUUUACCACAUGCUGUUACGCUGGUGGACUAAUCUGUGCUAUUUCUGUAAAAGUCAUGCAGUGUGGCUGGUGUAAUAUUUGGUCAUUUUACUAA
Messenger RNA from Clonostachys byssicola, 1299 nucleotides. Lineage: Eukaryota; Fungi; Ascomycota; Sordariomycetes; Hypocreales; Bionectriaceae. The record is from the annotation of a GenBank genome assembly.